Dinoponera quadriceps is the source of this 7821-nucleotide messenger RNA. RefSeq lists its product as uncharacterized. The coding region runs from base 1615 to 7329 and encodes 1904 amino acids. NCBI's taxonomy places the organism in Eukaryota, Metazoa, Arthropoda, Insecta, Hymenoptera, Formicidae. The record is from RefSeq and is a predicted model, not a curated record. The transcript has 13 exons.
CGGACGCCCUCGUGCCACACUCACACACACACACACACACACACACUCAACGCACGCAUAUACACACACGCGCGGUUCGCAUCCGUCGUAAAUACGAACGGCAAAUGCUCGUCACCGAAAAUAAUCGGGCGCUAUCGCCGAAGUCUCGAAACGCGCGGCGUCCGACGAGUUUCUCGCUCGACGAAGAAGCGACCUCGCGGGGUCGCAUGGAAGGAUUCUCGUCGCUCCGGAGGCUACCGAUGAGAACCGAUCGAGAGUGCUGCUUGCGAUUACGAGGAUGAUCUUGCGAUCGGCUAUCGAGUGUGUGAAGGAAAAAAGAAAUUAUUCCGAAAGAUCGAGGAUGUGGUCGUAAUCGAAGAACGAAACGUUCCGUGUGGAAGGCCGUCUUCUGACGCUGUGGUACCGUCGCUGGUGCGCGCGCGCGUGUGUGUGUGUGUGUGUGCGAAUAGACGUAGUAAAAAGUAAGAGUAAAUUUGCAGUAUGUGAUAACUGACGAGUGAAUUUUUACAGUGACAAUUAAGAAUGAACGCGAUUGGACUGCGCGUCACUCGCUUCCUCCGCGUCUAAAUAAAGCGAGGCGGAGGAAAUCGGGCGGAUCAUAACAAAGAGUCGUGCGAAACGGUCGUCCCGAUUUGCGCAAAUCGAUACGACCCAAUUCGACUUCCGUUGCGGUAAAUGUUGUCAAUUUAACCGAGUGAAAUAUCUCUCUGGCGGACUCCGACGUGGCGAACCGCGAAGCACCGCGUUCGGUCGGACGAGGAAAUUGGGGAAGAAAAUCGAAGAGAGGUCACGGAGGGAAAUUGAUUCGCCGGUUCUCUCGCGUCGAGAAGGAGCGAAACCGCAUCGGAGGAACGCGCCGAUGCAUACGGGCGCAUUCCCCGUAAUAUUUAUGCGAUCGGAUGUUUAUGAGACGAAUGAACACUUCACUCUGUACGGUCAAUUUAUAGAACGUUGCAUUUGCGCUCAAAGGAACGACGCGCACAAAGGAACAAAUCCAACGGUCGCCGUUAUGGAACGGAGAUAUUCGGAGAGGAGUGCUCAAACGCGUGCGAGCGUGAUGCGCGGCGUAAAAAGAUAUGCGGGGAAAUUUGGCCGAGAGAAGGAAUUUCUCAUUUAAUACACCACCUUGGUACACGUCACCGACGAAAACGUGGCCCGUGUCUGCUCCACGUCUUGUAAACAAAGGCAACGAGGUCGCGAGAUAAACGGGAAAUAUCCUUGCUGCUGAAAUCCCGCUCACGGUUGUCUGACCGGUCCCCCUCGAGGGACAAAGUAAAAGCGGAAGAAACGGCAAUAUCACACAAAACCCCGGGAACUCUCUGCAGAAUUCAAGGCCUAAGACUGCCGAGAUUCACACACCGUUAAGUGAAUCAGUAAACGAGGACGAUAACUACCCGACGAGAGCUGGUGUCGAGAUCAGUAUCGAAAUUCCGCUCGCGGUUAUUCGACCACACCCCUCGGGGGAAGAAAGGCGGAAGGAAGGAAAAUAUCCGAAUCCCGGGGAUUCCUUGCGGAAUCCACCGUGAAAAGGAUGUUGAAUCGCCACGACUGCCCUCUGUUAAACAUCACCGGCUGCAUCCCGCGGAGUAUCUAGAUCGCAGCCCCUGAGACCCAAUGGCGGAAGAAAACGCACAGCAGACGGAGGAGUGCGGCUCGUUCGACAUCGAGAGGAAGCUCGACAGGCCGAGCGCCGGUCGUCCGCGAGAUCAGCGCGCGCCGAAGGUCAAGGACAAGCUCGAGGAGAGUCGACUUCCGACCCCGCCGCCGGACCCGCAAUGCCCGCGGUUCGCUCGGGAUCGCGGGGCGACGGGGUCCCUGCAGGCGACCGGCAGGCCGGACGAAGAGGAGGAAGAGGAGGACCUGGUGGCUUACCUCAGCGAGCUGGGCGCGUCGCCGGUCGAGGGUCACUCGUUCGACUACGACACGCCGAACUCGGCGACCUCGGCGAUGGGCGUAGCGGCCGGUCCCGAGGAGGCCUUCGAGCACUUGGACCGGCUGUGCGCGCUGACCGAGCAGAUCCUGGAGCUGCGCGACCGCAGCUCCAAGUACUUCCGGCGCGUGCGGGGCCUGGAGCGCGUGAAGGCGCUCAGGAACGCCGACCGCCGGCUGGAGGCGGCCCUGGCGAACGACGAGGAGCUGCUCGCCGAGUUUCCCGACGAGGACACCGGCUUCGCCGAGUCCCUGUUGGACGCUAUGCUGUCCAACUGCCGCGAGCCGCCGGGCCAGAGGAGGAACGAGCGCUCGAGCGUGCGCUCGCCGUCGUCGAGGCAACGAAGCCGAUCGCUCGCCGAGCAGACCGGCACGUCCAGCCCGGUCGAUCGCGCCGACGCGGACAAGAGGACCGCGAGAAACGCCGUUCGCAACGGCGGCCCGAAGGUCAGCAAGUGGACGAGGGUGAAGGCGGCCUUCAAGUGGGAGCGAGCCUGCACCAACGAUCUCGCGGAGAUCGCGGAAUCGAGCACCGCGACGCCGUCCACGCCCACGACGAGGUAUCUGAGGAUCCCCGACGUCACCGCUGGCAGCUGGAGCGGCUCCGCGUUGUCGCCCUGCACCAGCGAACUCUCCAGCCCGUCCACGCCGGUCGGCAGAGUUUCGCCCACUUCGUCGUCCAAUGACGACGUGUUCGACGAACCGCGGAAAAAUGUCGGAAACUAUCCGGAUCGUCAGUCGCCACAAGCGAAAGACGAUAAGAAAAAAGACGAUCCGGAUCGACACGGUCGUUUGCUCGAUCGCGACACCUCCAUCGCGGAGAACGCUGAUUCCAUAGAACUUCCCAAUGAGACGAGCCGCGGCGGUAAACCGCUGAUUCGCAUUAUAUCCGAUGCGGACUCGACGGCGCAUAUCGGAAAGGAUCCGGAAGCGCCGCCGCUGCCGAAGAGACCGACGCCGACCCUGACGAUCACGAUACCGUCGAACGAGGAGGAGAUCAGAAGCUUAUCCUCGCCUGAGUCGAUGUCUCCUCUGCCCUCAAGCGCGCAGGAUUCCGGCGGAAGUUCGCCUCAACGUCCCAAAGCGCGUCCGGAUAUCCUGAGCUCGCGGGAAUUUAAGCGGCAGUACUCGAUAAUCGAAGAAGCGAUAACGCCAGCACCCAAGAUACAGAGGCAGGAUUCAAAAUGGAACAAGGUCAGGCGUGCUUUUCUGACAAACGCUACCUUCAGCGUGCCCCCCAGCCCGGUCAGGGUGGUCGCCGCACAAUCGUUCGCAAACGAAGAUACGCGCCGAGCUCGCAGCUGUAGCGAAAGCGUCGAGGAUCUCGGUAAAACCGUUGCAGGUACCAACCAGUGCCGUGCGGAAGCGCUCAGGGACUAUCAGGCGCUGCGGGAGAAAUUCGGCGGCGAGUUCUACCGGAAGCUGUUGGAAUGGGAGCGGCUGAAGGGCAAUCCGCCGCGCGUCCUCGGCGCGCGGAACGUCCGCGACGGCCUGCCGUUGAACGAGGAGCGGCUGGCGCCCGAAUUCAGGAAGAAGCUGCAGGACUGGAAGCGGGCGAAGAAGGGUCGACGAUCUGGCGCGAGCAUCGAGCAACAGCGCGUCAGCCGUCGACGGCUGACCGAUUGGCAGCUCUGGCGCUCCUCGUCGAAACCCGAGCCCAAGUGUUACGGCAAUCAGAACUCGGUCAGUUCUCGCGGAAGCUGCGCGAGCAUCGGCAGUGCGGGGAGCUUCGCCAGCGACGGGAAGCAGCACCUCUGCGAGGACUUCGUCAAGAGAAUGGAGGCGUGGAGGAGGAUGAGCGAGGCCGCGUGUAGGAACAGCGAGAGGCCGAAGCCAUCGACGAGUCGUGUCGCGUCCGACAUCAUCGACGAGACGGAGUUCCUCGCUCUGGAAAAAUUGCUGUUGCUUUUUGGCCAAAGGGCCAGGAAGGAACGUCGGGAGAGCGACGCGAAGCAACUGAACGAUUGCUUCGACGGCGACUCGAGGUUGUCGGCAGCAUCUCGGGGCGUAAGCUGCGGCAAUGAAGUGCUGAUUCGCACCUCCGUCGGCUCUUAUCGCUUCGAGGGCAUAUCUCGGGAAUUCACGAGGAAGUUGUACGAUUGGGAGAAAUACCGCGGAAUAUCACCGAGAUCCUCCACGUUUCGUCUGUUGGGCCCAGGUUAUACACCGUUCGCUCAAGAUUCGGACGAAGCUACGUUGACGGACUCAUCAAGUACGGCAGGUAAAAAUCGUGCACUUCACUGGGGGAGUCUGAAGAGGUCCAAGUCAGAUGGCAGCGUCUUCGAAGGAAGUCUUCGCGACGAGUCGUACACACUUCGUCGCUCCACGAGCCUGCACUCUCUGAUCUCCACGAACAAGCUCGAAGAUGACAAUCGAAUGGACGCCCUGCCGACUUCUAACAAUCCGCAGGGUAUCAAGGAUCACUCGGAGGACACCGCGGUGGAGGACUCCGAGCCGGAGGCGAUGAUCGUAGACAUCGAGGAUGUAAUCGAGGAGACCGCCAGUCCCCUGGAAAGGGUGCAGCCUCAUCAGACGCCAGUUUACUCCGUCGCGGCCAGCGAAACCACCAGUAUCGCGGUUCCCCUCGGCACGGUCACCUCCAGUCACGAGCCCUCGCCCGUGUUCCUGGUGGAAGCCGAGGGCGACGACGACGACUGCGAACGAUGGAACGGCAGAAGGACGUGGAUCGGCCGAGAAGCUCGCUCGAGCGAGAACAGUCCGAGUUCGGAACACUUCCCGGCGUCCGAGGAGUGGCGCGCAAGAACGACGUCCUUGGACGAGGACAAGCCGAGCUGGGAACCGUGGCGUAAAGAACACGAGAGGGAGAACGAGGCUGCGGGAUGGACCGAGAAGACGGGCGUCCCGGGCGACGACUCCGUGAAAUUCGAACGGCCGAUCGGAUGGAAUCGAGACGCUUGGGACGAGUCGGGCGAAAUUUUUCAAAGAUACGCCAACGAAGCGAAUAGAGACUCGGUGGUGCUCGAGUUGCCCCUCACGCCGAUCCACGAGAGCAACACCGGCGGAAAUGAUACCAAGCAGCAGGACUCGUUCGAAAAUGACUACGCUGGAUCUGCACCGUUUGCUGAGGACCUCCAGGCCACAUCGGCGACCUGGAACGCGGAGAAAUUAAUGGACACGCCGCGCACGUGUGAGAGGAUGAACGGGACGAGGAAGACCGGAGAUCCAGCAGACGAGCCAAAUGACGAACGGGAGAGCGACACGAAGGAUCACCGAGACGCCGAAGACGUGAAAUCCGAGAAAACGAUGCCCAAUGCCGCUGCUCACACUUAUCAGUUAGCAACAAUGCUAUCGCGGUCGGAUUGCCGCAGUUCCAGGGAGACUUCCUCGAAUGUAUCCAAUUUAAAUUUCGACAAUAACAAAAGUUCAGCGGAAUGUCACGACGCUGAUACCGAGACCUCAGCGAGCGUUUACGAGAACUACAGUUCCUCCGAGCUGCAAACCGACGUCGACCGACAUUACGAGAUUCUCGCGUUCACGACGGACACGCGCAACGACACGAGCGAUGGCUGUUUCUUGUACGAACCAAUUAGCUGUCACGAAAAUCGCAAUAACCCUCCUCGCGACAAUGGAGCUAGCCGUGCGAGAGGAAACCUUUCAUUGUCAAGGUUACCGGAGGUCGAGAGAUCGAACCUCUCGGAAAGCCCGACGAGCCUCUUAACCGACUCGACGGUUCGCACUAUCCCGAUAACCGUCUCCAGAGACAACGAGGCGCGCUGUCUCGAGAGAAUCUUGAUCAACGAGGAGACGUUGAACAAGAUCAUCGUGCCCACGGCGAGCGCAGAGAGCGGCACGAAAGUCGCGGAGAGACCUCGGGAUCGUCCGGAGGAAAAUACGGCGGUCGUCGAUCAACGGGGCGACAGGGAGCACGCGAGGAUGACGACCGACGACCACCAUGUGACGUGCGUGAAGAAAGACGGCCCCAGGAACGUCUUCGUGAAGACGAAGCGCAUGAUCUUCGGGCCGUUCCGCCGCUCGGAGGAUCGACCGUCCUCGAGGAAGGAGAGCGACGGCUCCGCGGACGAGCGACUUCUCCGUUCCAAGUCCAAGAGCAAAUCGAGGUCGGCCUCGCCGAAACUGUGCCGGCAGGACGCUCUGCUGCGCGUCACGUUGUCCUUGCCGUGGCCGCUGCGCUCUACCUCGAAGGAGAGCGAGACUACCUCCGAGUCCAGGAGAAGCUCGGGAGGCAAGACGACGGAGGACGCGCUAACGGUACAGAGGAGGGACUCUCGUUGCGGCGAGUUCAUUAGCGACGACCGGCCGGAUGAUAAAAAGCUCGACGAUCAAGCGGCUAACGAAGAGACGCCGCCGUCCGCUGAGAUAAAUCAAGCGAAGGCUCAUCGCUCAGUCGCGAUGUCCGCCUCGGUAAACACGAGGUGUUCCUCUGCGGGAACGAACUCUUCGGAUCGGCCGAGAGUCACCAGGAGAGUCUGGCAGGAUCAAAGCGCGUGUCGAAUGCAGGACGAGCGUGGUCGGUCGCAGGGCGAAGGAGAACAGGAGGAGGUAAAGCGUAACCGGAACGAAGAGAGGCGCGAUAACGGGAGGUGCGGGAGGGACGACGACGGGGGAGCGGAAGAGGCGAAGCCGCAGGACGAGAACCACGCGGUGAAGAACGACGCGGUGCCGUCGGACCUGAUGCACAAACUCAGAAUUCUCUCGGACGCCGCGGCGAGGAGAGAAGGCCGACUGAGUGUCGCGGAGAGCAGUUUCAGCAGCUCGGAGUCGCGCUCCUCGAGGAUACGACGCGCCAAGGAGAGCUUCCUGUCGCGCCGGGGCGGCCCCUUCUGCCGCUCGAUGAUGGAGGAAGCUCACGGCCGCGAGAACGAUCCCUGGAGGCGGUCGUCGACGAGUCAGGCGUCGACUGGUGACGAAGCCUCGAGGCCGAGUGAGAUGUCAUCCUCGAAGUCUGAGGAGGAGGAAGACGCGGGAGGUCCAGUGGGAGCAGCGGCGACGACUCCGCAGGACGAAGCCGCCGGUUCGAGCGAGGACCAAGCGAAGGACCUCGACGUCGGUGUGCGAGCGGACCUGGUGAAGUCCGCCAGCGCCGGUAUGAUCAACGUAGACCCCGACACGUUCGGCCGGCUGGUAGCGGCCGAUCGCGGCUGCGAGUCCCUGCCGAGGACGAUCGCGAAACGCCGCGACUCGUCCGGCCCGCUAGCGAAGAUCGUCAGCAAGCUGAAGCUCUCGCGUCUGAUCCGCGCGAGGAACGUCGACGGCGGCAACAUGAGCACGAUCUCGACGUUGUGCAGGCAGAGCCUGAUGAUCAACGUGCAAGGCAGCUCCGAGGAUCGACGUGGUGGCGAGCUUAAGAACGAUCCGGCCGAAGCUGCGGACGGUGAAGACGACCGUCCGGCCGAGUCCUCCGAAACGAUCCGCGAAUAAAUCCUUCGUACGAUGCGUUCUCAUGUGGAGGAAAAGCACCGAGACCCAGUUUGUUCCUGGCCUCUGAAACCUGGUUGCAGGUAUUCAAUGAAAAUUCAUACGCGUGGAUACAAGCUUCUCUCCGCCAGCAACACUUUUCCACCAAAGUGUGUGAUAAUCUUAUGAAAAUUAGUACAUAUUCUCUUGCGAAUGUCCAACAGGGUUGAGUAUUUGUAACGAGAAACAUGCCUAUGUCAGUUUUGAUGCUUUUCCUCUCAUCUCAGGUGUCUGUGAGUUUAUAUUCGUUUCUUGAAAUUCAUCUCAGCCCUGUGGCUACGUGGCCACUUAACUUUUCCCGACGCAUAAUUAUGAAAUUAAUUUAUUAUUAUGAACAGGUAUAUAUUCAUAAUAUAACUUAAUAAUGUAUCGACAAUAUGCAAAUUAACGUGUCAGUAAAUGAAUUCCAUAAUUAUGUAUUAAUACAUCGAAUAUAAUUACGUUGUCUCAAUUGUA